AUGCUUGGUUAUGAUAUUAGCUGGGCUGUGUUCAAUAUUGUUGAGGUUAUGAGUUCUCAGAAGUUCACCUUCAAACGUAUAGGAUAUUUAGCAGCUUCUCAAAGCCUUCAUGCUGGUACAGAUGUCCUCAUGCUUGCUACGAACCUUAUCCGCAAGGAUUUAAUGAGUUGCAAUUUGUAUGAUGCUGGAAUCGCCUUAUCGGGUGUUGCAUGUUUCAUUAACCCAGAUCUUGCUACGGAUUUAUACUCUGAUAUUUUAGGUCUGAUAAAUUCUCCAAAACCAUAUUUACGAAAGAAAGCUGUGUUGUUAUUAUACAAAGUUUUCCUUAAUUAUCCUGAAGCGCUUCGUAUUUGUUUCUCACAAUUGAAAGAUAAGUUGGAUGACCCAGAUCCAGGUGUACAAUCCGCAGCUGUUAAUGUUAUAUGUGAACUAGCGCGUAAAAAUCCUAAGAAUUAUCUAUCACUUUCACCUAUAUUUUUUAAACUUAUGACUACAUCAUCAAACAAUUGGGUUCUUAUUAAAAUUAUUAAAUUGUUUGGCGCAUUGACACCUUUAGAACCGAGACUAGGCAAAAAGUUAAUCGGACCGUUGACCAAUUUAAUUCAUAGUACUUCAGCAAUGUCAUUGUUAUAUGAAUGUAUAAAUACAGUUGUCGCUGUAUUAAUAUCAAUAUCUUCUGGAAUUCCUAGUCAUCAAGCUUCUAUACAAUUAUGCAUUCAAAAAUUACGCAUCCUAAUAGAAGAUUCAGAUCAAAAUUUAAAAUAUCUUGGAUUAUUAGCAAUGCGUAAAAUCCUAUUAUAUCAUCCACAAAGUGUACAACCUCAUAAAGAUUUAAUAUUAAGUUGUUUAGAUGAUAAAGAUGAAUCAAUUCGAUUACGUGCAUUGGAUUUAUUACAUGGUAUGGUAUCCAAAACUAAUCUUAUUGAUAUUGUUAAACAUCUGAUGAUACAUAUUGGUAAUGCUUCAUCUGGUUUACAUUAUCGUAAUGAAUUAUUAAGUAAAGUUGUAUAUAUCUGUUCACAAGAUAAUUAUCGUAAUGUUACAUCAUUUGAAUGGUAUGUAACUGUCCUUGUGGAAUUAGCUCGUAUUGAUGGUAUUCGAAAUGGUGAAUUAUUAGCAGCUCAACUUAUGGAUGUUUCUAUACGUGUACCAACUGUUCGAACUUUCUGCGUUGAACAAAUGGCUAUCUUAUUAGAUAUAAGUCAAUCGUUAACAAGUGAAGGUAAACAGAAUGCCAUUCAAGAAACACUUCGUGCAGCAGCAUGGAUAUGUGGUGAAUAUGCAAAUAGUUUAAACAAUCCAGAACAAACAUUGAAUUCAAUUGUUUCCAUUGCUCUUGAAUUACCCGGUUUAUCCGGUUCAAUUCAAUCUGUACUUAUAUUCAAUGCUUUCAAAAUAUACAUUGUUGUUGUUAAAAACACAACGUAUAAAUCUAUUCAAAGUUUAUCUUUAACAUCUACAAAUAAUAAUAAAUACCAAGAAAAUGGGGAACAAUUAAUUGACAUCAGUUAUAAUAAUAAUACUAACAGUAGUAUGGAAACUGUCAAUGAUCAAGUUACAAGUUUGAAUAUUUUACAAAAUUUAAUUAUUCAUCUCACAGAGUUGACAAAUUUUCUUAUGGAUAAAUAUACCCAGUAUGUACAUUCAUCGGAUUUAGAAGUUCAAGAACGUGCUGUGUCGAUUCAUCAAAUAUUGAGUUUAAUAUCAAAACGUUUCACAAAAAUCCAGUCAUUUUUAUCCGAUUCAUUGGUGGUACCACAACAAAAUAAUUCUUCAUCAUCUAUUUCAGACAAUUGUUCUUCACCUUCAUCUAGUCAUCAGUCAUUGAAUAGCUUAUCUGGUCAUCAAGUUCAUCAUUCUCAGCUUAAUAAUUCCUCUGUUAAUAUUACUAAUAAUAAUAAUUUAGAUGACAACAAGGCAGAUACACAACUUCAUUCACAUAAUAAUUCAAUCCAAAUGGUGGAUACUUUGCCUACACCUACACUACUAACCUGUACAGUAUCACUAACUGGUGUUCUAAAUUUAAUUCUUUCAACUGUCGAUGAAUUGACUGCUUUAUUCACUGAUGAAAUUAUCCCAGUAGCACCGAAAGCUCAGAAAAAAGUACCUAUUCCUGAAGGUUUGGAUUUAGACGCUUGGAUUAAUCCACCAGUAUUAAUUCGUAAGCAACCCUGGACGAAUACAAUAGAUUUUAUUGGAAAAUCUAUGAAUGAAACUGAUCAUGAUAAUGAUGAUCAUCCCAAUGAAUGUGAUAAUAUAUUUCCAGAUUUACAAGAUAAUAAAUCACAAACUAUUCAACUAACACCUGAACAAUUAGAUGAGAUGCGUUCAAAACGAUUAGAAAGUCAACAGAACAAUCCUAAUUAUUUGAAACCGAUGGUGAUGAAUACAAGAAAGGAUAAGCUGGAGAAUUCGUUAGAUGAACAACAAAAUGAUGUUAAUCUAAUUAACAAUGGUGUUGAGCAAUUGAAUUUGAAUGCAACUGAUUCUGGCAAACAGAAACAACAACCACAACAACAACAAUCCUAUACACAAACUAAUGCACGUAAAUUAGCUACAUCCGAUCAGUUCGCUGCUGAAAUACGUAAACAAUUUCAAACCAGUGCGUCUAAUGAAGGACGAAAACUGAAAUCAACAGCGCCAACAAGUAAUAAUUCGAAAAAGGCUCAUAAGAAAAAACAUCAAAUCACAACGUCACCACCAACUUCAUUAACAAAUAAUCAUCAUCAUUCUAAUCAUAUUGAAAAUACUUCUGAAGAAAAUGAACUAAAUCAUACUGCGGUCGGUAAAUUCACGUCACAUGUUGUUUGUUGUGAUUACGAUAUGCCUGAGGGAGUCUCUAUAGACAAUGAAUCAUCAAGUGAUACUGAACAUGCGAAUGAUCCACAUCAUCGACUAAAUAUUGUAUUGGAUAAUUUUAUUACACAAGAUAACCAAAAAUUAUCACAUUCUACUCCAUCUCGACAAAGUAAACAUACAACAGUUCACAAAAGUUCAUCAAAGAAAUCUUCGAAAUUAUCGUCUAAACACCGUAAAAUCAAUGAAAAAAUGAGCGAUCAUCAACCAAUUAAUGAAACACCAUCUUCCGAGAAUGUUAAUCAUGAGCUUGUAUUGGAUAACAAUGAUAACAAUACAACUGGUCAUCGAUCAGGCUACGAAGCAUUUGAUACAGAUCUGAAACAAACGAAAAGAUCAUCACAAACAACUUUGAAUUCUCAUCAUGAUCAUGAUCGACAGUCCCCUAAUAAUUCACCGAUAUCAUCAUCUAUUCAAUCAUGUAAUAAAUCUAUGAUUAGUAUUAACAAGAAUUGUAUCUCAACACCACCGGAAACACAAUUCUUUAUAUCAUCAAAAAUAAAUGCUGAAUUAUUUAAUUCACUUUUAUCCACUGGUAAAUUGAAUUCAUUUCAAUCAACAAAAAUUCAUUGUCCCAGUUUAUUGUUGAUUAUUCGUCAACUGGAAAAGUCCAAUUCUGUAACAAUGCAUACAACAAAUAAGAUAUUCACACAAUUAAUAUCUGUACUUGAGAAGAAGAUACCAUGUUUAGUAAUCGAGUCUUUGGAUAAUCGUGCUGCUUCACUCUACACCGAAUACAUUCCACUUAGAGAACCUAUAUGCAUUUUAAUGAAAAUAUCCUUCACUACUGGAAUAAUACGAACGGAUGUACGAUCGACCAAGGAGAAUGCUGUCCAGGCAUGUAUUACACAUUUAACAAAUCUAGUCAAACAGAUUGAAUUUACUGUGUAACAAACAGCAUGUUUAUACCAUUGAAUACAUGUAUGUGUGUAUGUGUAUGUAUUAUUCACUGUUCCUUCUGCGUCUUCUUGUAUGUUGAUUUUUUUUCUUCAAUAUGCUUUAUUCUUAUCCACAUUGUCGACAUUCUCCUCUGUUGUGAUUUAAGUUGUGUUUUGUUUUUUUCUAAUUUCACUACUACUCUGCGUUGUUGUGCAUUGUUAUUUUUCCUAUAGAACAAUCUUGUUUUAUGGGGCGGCGAUAACUUUUAAUACAUGAAUAACAUAUGUAUCAUUUUCAUUUUAUACAGAUAUAUAUACAUAUAUAUAUAUAUAUAUAUAUAUAUAUAUAUAUAUAUAAUUUGUCUAUCACCGAUUCUUGGCUAACUGUGAUCUUCAGUGGUUUACUCAUGAUGGAUCCCUGAUUGUUUGUAUUAUUACAUGUAGUAGUAGUUUUGUUGUAUCAAAUUGUCCUUGUUAUAUACAUAUACACAUAUACAUAUGUCUUUCAGAUAUAUUUAUAUAUUACAUAAUGUAUAUUUUAUUUGGUCUUUGACAAUAAAUAAUAUUACCAACACUACUAACGUGAGGUCGG
Schistosoma turkestanicum is the source of this 4326-nucleotide messenger RNA. The record is from the annotation of a GenBank genome assembly. Lineage: Eukaryota; Metazoa; Platyhelminthes; Trematoda; Strigeidida; Schistosomatidae.